Molecule: messenger RNA, 1743 nt
Organism: Pelagomonas calceolata
Lineage: Eukaryota; Pelagophyceae; Pelagomonadales; Pelagomonadaceae
Source: the annotation of a GenBank genome assembly
CGACGCGUAUGCACAGUGUCAAAGCUAAACGCGCUGCUACCUUGCACAUAAGCCUCGGACGGUCGCGACGCGUCGUCCGGCACAGCAUUACUCCAAGGAGCAAGCACUCGACCGCAGCACGCCGUCGCAGCGAUACAACUCAAGCAGAGCACUCUCUGCAAGCACUGCACGUCAAGCGACUCCGACGCGACGCUAGAGACACAACUAAGAAGCGACGAUGCGCUACCGUUCGACCAGAGGCGGCGUCGAGGACUGCGGGUUUGUGGAUGCGGUCCUCAUGGGCCUCGCGCCGGACCGUGGCCUGCUCGUGCCGAAGACGAUCCCCAAAGUCGACGCUGCGACGCUCGAGAAAUGGUCAAAACUGCCCUUCGCGUCUUUAGCGACGGAGAUCAUCUCGCUCUACAUCGAUGAAAGCGAGAUCAGUCGAGCCGAACUCGAGCAGCUCACGAAGACGGCCUACAGCAACUGGAGGAGUGAGCAUGUGACGCCCGUCCACCACUUGGACGGCGACUACCAUUUGCUGGAGCUGUUCCACGGGCCUACUUAUGCGUUCAAGGACGUCGCCUUGCAGUUCCUCGGCGUUUUAUUCGAGCUCAUCCUGACCAAGAAACCGAAGGGCCAAGAAAGAUUAACGAUCAUCGGAGCUACAAGUGGAGACACCGGCUCGUCCGCCAUCGCGGGCGUGCGCGGCAAGGAGGGCGUCGAGUGCUUUAUUUUGUACCCCGAGAACCGCACCUCCCCAAUCCAAGAAGCGCAGAUGUGCGCGUAUGAUGAUGAGAACGUCCACGCUCUCGCAUUACGAGGCGCCUGUUUUGAUGAUUGCCAAAAGAUAGUAAAAGGCCUGUUCGCGGACCAGCAAUUUCAUGCCAGACACUCGUUGGGUGCCGUGAACUCGAUCAACUGGGCGCGCAUCGUCGCGCAGAUCGUCUACUACUUCUACGCCUCGUUCCAGGUCGAUGCCGCACCGGUCUUUUCGGUGCCGACGGGCAAUUUCGGCGACGUCUUGGCAGGCUGGUACGCGAAGGAGAUGGGCUGCGCUUGUAGAGGUCUCGUGGUGGCCACGAACGCCAAUGAUAUCCUAGCAAGGUUCUUCGCGUCGGGCACUUACUCGAGGCCGCCGUCGGCCGUCGAGACGCUAGCACCCAGCAUGGACAUCUGUGUUAGCUCGAACUUCGAGCGCUUCGUCUUCCACUGCUCCGGGAAUGAUGCGGCCCAGACCAAGUCGUUGAUGGAUCAAUUCGAGAAGACGGGCGCGUUCACGGCGCCGCCAGCAUUAAAGGCGAAGGCGCAAGCCGAGAUGAAGGCGGCUUCGGUCCAGAAGGAGGAGAUUCUCGCUACGAUCAAAUCCAGGAAGGAGGCUACGGGCUACGUGUUGGAUCCUCAUACUGCCUGUGGCGUGCGAGCCGCUGAAGAUCUGAAGUCGCAGUUAGGUGCUGGGCCGGUCAUCUGCCUCGCUUGCGCGCACCACGGCAAGUUCCCCGCUGCUAUUAACGCGGCUCUUGGUGAUGAUGCGAAGAGUGUGCCUCCUGAGAAAGCGCUCACUGACUUAUUAAGUGUGCCGCACCGCAAGGACAUCUUGGAAAAUUCGGCGAGAGCCGUGAUCGACUUCGUCGAGAAGACGAUGGCCUCGCGCAAGCCGGCGGCGAAGAAGGCGCGGACGGCGUGAGUGGUCGCGUCGGCCGGCGUGCGGCUGGCGCACGCAUCCCCUGGGCCUUCCUUGGGAGUAAGGUUGGAUUCCCCAUA